UGAGUGCUACUGUGUGACAACCUGAAAACUUUUCGUAUGUUAAAAUGUUUGUGUAUGUUUUGAUGGUUCAGUUAGCUUUCAGUAACAGCUCUGUGUUGCAGGAGUCUGAUAGUUAUUUUAAUAGUUUUGCAUUAGUGUCCAACAUGUCUGUGGAUUGGCUUGGUUAUGGUUACGCCACGCUCAUCGCGUCUGGGGGAGUUGUUGGUUAUGCAAAAGCAGGCAGCGUCCCUUCCCUGGCUGCUGGUCUUCUUUUCGGGGGCCUUGCAGGUUUUGGAGCCUACCAGAUCUCCAACGACCCUAAUAAUGUCUGGGUGUCUUUAGGUACAUCAGCAGCACUGACCGGCAUUAUGGGAAAGAGGUUCUACGGAUCAAGGAAGUUCAUGCCAGCUGGUCUGAUGGCAGGAGUGAGUCUUCUGAUGGUGGGGAAACUUAGCUUGGCAUUGCUCCAGAAACCUGCAGGAUCCUCAUGAGACGAAGACGACUGAAAAAUGUUUAGUUCUCAUUCGCUCACAUCAGUCUGCUUUUUCAGGGACAGCCUGUCAGCAUCUGGCAUUUGCUGUUGUUUUGUUUAAAAAAAAAAAGAGAGAGAAAAAUGUUUGACCAUGAAAUAUAUUGUCUA
Molecule: messenger RNA, 619 nt
Organism: Melanotaenia boesemani (Boeseman's rainbowfish)
Lineage: Eukaryota; Metazoa; Chordata; Actinopteri; Atheriniformes; Melanotaeniidae
Gene: tmem14ca
Product: transmembrane protein 14Ca
Exons: 5
Coding region: 45-470 (141 amino acids)
Biological process (GO): regulation of heme biosynthetic process
Cellular component (GO): mitochondrial membrane
Source: RefSeq, a predicted model, not a curated record